AUGGCAACCAGCAGUAGCUUCAAGACCGAAUUCGUUGUUGGAGGGAAGUAUAAACUGGUGCGGAAGAUCGGGGCCGGCACCUUUGGGGACAUUUAUAUGGCGACCAACAUCACCAACGGCGAGGAAGUGGCAGUGAAGCUGGAAUCGCAGAAGGGCCGGUAUCCCCGGUUGCUGUACGAGAGCAAGAUCUACAAGAUUCUUCAGGGCGGUGUUGGUGUCCCCCACAUACAGUGGUACGGCCCAGAGAAAGACUACAACGUGCUCGUCAUGGACCUCCUGGGCCCCAGCCUUGAAGACCUCUUCAACGCGUGCUCACGGAAGUUCACCAUGAAAACUGUGCUGAUGUUGGCUGAUCAGAUGCUCAGCAGGAUCGAAUACGUGCAUUCCAAGAAUUUUAUACACAGGGACCUUAAGCCGGAUAACUUCCUCAUGGGCGUCGGACAUCACUGCAAUAAAUUAUUCCUUAUUGAUUUUGGUUUGGCCAAAAAGUACCGAGACAGGAAGAGCAGACAACACAUACCGUACAGAGAAGAUAAAAACCUUACUGGCACUGCCCGAUAUGCUAGCAUCAACGCACACCUGGGUAUCGAGCAAAGCCGCCGGGACGACAUGGAGUCAUUGGGAUACGUUUUGAUGUAUUUUAAUAGAGCCAGUCUACCAUGGCAAGGACUAAGGGCUAUGACAAUGAAACAAAAAUAUGACAGGAUUAGUGAGAGGAAGAUGUCCACGCCUGUGGAAGUUUUAUGUAAUGGCUUUCCUGAAGAGUUUGCUACGUACUUGAACUACUGCCGUGGGCUGCGCUUUGAGGAAACGCCAGAUUACGCGUACCUGAGGCAAUUAUUCCUCACCCUUUUCAGGAACCUGAACCACCAAUACGACUACCUGUUCGACUGGACAAUGCUAAAACAGAAAGGAACUUCUGCCAUUGGGCAGUGUCAGCAGACCCAGAGCCACACAGACAAGCAGAGUGGUAAUAAAAAGAGGGACACAUAA
This is a messenger RNA of Ochotona curzoniae (black-lipped pika), 993 nucleotides long. Its product is annotated as casein kinase I-like. NCBI's taxonomy places the organism in Eukaryota, Metazoa, Chordata, Mammalia, Lagomorpha, Ochotonidae. The record is from RefSeq and is a predicted model, not a curated record. Gene Ontology annotation, cellular component: nucleus; cytoplasm. Gene Ontology annotation, molecular function: protein serine/threonine kinase activity; ATP binding. Bases 1 to 993 code for a protein of 330 amino acids. The transcript has a single exon. Gene Ontology annotation, biological process: signal transduction; peptidyl-serine phosphorylation; negative regulation of canonical Wnt signaling pathway.